AUGUCAAUGAAUGUGAAACGGAAGCUCCGUGUCAUGUAAAUGCUACUUGUACAAACGUGGAAGGAUCCUACUACUGUGCCUGUAAAGCAAAUUAUAGUGGAAAUGGCUUGUUCUGUGAAGGUAAAUGUUUCGAGAAUGUACGUACACUAAAUGCUCGCAUUUCAAAAGUUGGCACUGUUUAUCCCCAUAUGUUAUUAACGAGCGUAUUUCUGAUACUUAGCUUUAUAUAGGCUCUUUUCCGCACACUGAACAAUCAACUCGUAAGCAUGAUGCGGGUGCAUGAAUCUAAUUCAAAUGGGCUGUCAAGCAUUGUGAUUGGAUGAAAAUAUUUAUUCUGUCUUUCUCUGACAUCAGCAGACAUUGAUAAUAACUUCUACAUUUUACCUUAUUUCAUACCUAUUUUCAUACUGUAUGUAUUUCUGUUAUUCUCAGCUUCCAUAUUUGUAUUCUGUAUAUACUAUACAUUGAAUAAUCAAAUAAUUGGUUAUCAAAUAGCUCUCCGAAUGUAACUCCGUCAACAGUGUUUGAGGCCCAACGCCGUCAAUUUCAGUGUACGGCGGCCUGGAAUGGGAAAUUUGAUCUAAAUGUCACUGAAAAUUAAUCUAAAUGUGACUGAAAAUCCGAGCAUUUAGUUUUCCGACUUAAAAUAAGUUACUAUAGCUUUUCUGCCUUCGUACAUUAUCGAACAAUCCUAUAUCUGUCUGAAAAUGUCAGCAAAUAGGCAGAGGUUUUCCUUCAUGAUCAUUUGAUAUUGGUUUCAAAGAUCUGGGUCUGGGAUACUAGGGCAUAAUACAUAAUGACAUGCAUCAUAAAAGUGUAUGACCUAAAAUGGGCACACGAAAAUGUUAUAUUAUUCAUUCUGAUCAUUAUCGCCGAUCGUUAACACAAUAAUUAUUACUAAAGUCACAGUUGGUAAAAAUAAAUAAUAAUAAUAGUAAAUACAUUUUACCAGUCCCAACUGCAUGGCAAUGGAUUGCAUUAAAACUUUAUCCAGAUCGCUAGAGCAAUAUUUAAGUAAUGAUGAACGCAAAAACUGGGCUAAUUUAGACAUGAAAUGAAUUGAUUGCUUUGAUUUUCUAUGCCAUAUUUUGCAGAACUUACAUGCAAAGUGGAUGCCAUAUAUUAUGCAACGUCAAGUGCAAUUAAAGGAGUAUUCUCGGAUGCAAAUUCGACAGUGACGGUAUUAUCAGCAAGUGUUGUGAACCUAAAUUAUGAUUAUUCGAGCGAAAGACUGCUCUACUACGAUGGUAGCAAUCUAAUCAGUCUUAAACUGGACGGUAGUGAUGCAACCACCAUAGUGGCUGUCUCUGCCAUAUUGCGGUUUGCUGUAGAUUAUAUAACAAGGAAGGUGUAUUAUAUUAGUGAUCUAUUCAAAAAGAUUAAAAGCAUUGACCUGAAUACUGGAACUGAGAGUGAUGUAGUUGAAAAUAUUGGUGAUGAUGUUAAAGACUUGGAUACCGAUCCAUCUAACAGGUAUGUAUAUUUAAAGUUUGUUCGUUCACUGCAACCAGGUAUAUCAAUCAUGUUUAAUUUCGCUCGCUACUCUGGUUUAAAUAAAUGAUUACAAAGCCCAUGCAGUCGCCAAUUGUAAUCAAGACCCUACGUUUCGACACUCCAGUCCAGCGUCUUCAUCAAGGGUGAUCUAAAGAUGCAAUCGUGGCUUCUCAAAUACCCCACGGGAUGACGUCACCUGCCAAUGAGAUGCAUGUAUUCCUCUGGCAAAUAGGUACUGUCAUCCCUAUUCAACGCAGGAUUACGUACUGUUUAAAAAACGCCAGUAGGAGUGUUUUAUCACAUAUAAAACACGACGCGUAGCGGAGUGUUUUAUAUAUGAUAAAACACGAACUACGAGUUUAUUGAACAGCUUCAAAAACGUCUCAGUUAGAUCACGGCAUUGGCGAAAUAAUUUUCCAAAAUAACUUUGUAUUAGCUGAGAAAAUACAAGUUGAAAUUUGAAGCGUGUUUUAUCACAUAUAAAGACACGCCACGCUUAUGAUUUCUCUUUGUGUUUUCCUCAUGAAUUAUUAAUGAGUUUUUGAAUCAUAUUUAUAUACCACGCUUCUAGGCAAAGUCUUUGACCAUAGCGAUUGUUUGUACAGUGGUAUCUCUCAACUACACUAUGUUAUAACACCAUGAUUAAUUAAAUUAAACAUAGAGAGUUGAUAAAGGGUGUCUCAAAUGGACUAAUACCGAAUACGAAUAGGAGUUUUGAUGUUAUUUGCUUUAGUGUUGAUGGCUUCUCACUGGGUUGGUCGUUUUAGACAUUGACAUAGUGCUAAAAAUUUUUCCAAGGUUUUGCAGGAUUUUUCCUUUAAUUUGAUUUUUGCUAGAGGAAUUUUUAGGAGAACAGCCAUUGCAGGAUUUUCAUAGUGAUUACCAAGGCCUCCCAAAACUUGUAUUGUUUCACUUGUUGGGUCUGUUUCGAAUUUAAUUCAAAAGAAAUUAAAAUUACCGAAUUAUUCGAAUAAUUUAAUUAAUUAAUAAGUUAAUUAAUUAAUUAAUUAAUUAAUUAAUUAACUUAUUAACUUAUAAUUAAUUCAUUAAUUAACUUAUAAGUUAAUUAACUAAUUAAUUAACUUAUAAUUAAUUCAUUAAUUUGAUUUAAUUAAUUAUUUUAAUAAUUAAUAAAAUACAUAAUUAUUUAAUUGACAAGUCAAUUAAUUUACUUUAUUAAUUAAUUAUCGAAUUAAACUGAUUAAUUAAUUAAUUCCUUUAAGAAUUAAUUUAAUUUUUAUAUUAUUCUCUAAUUUACAGUAAUUCAGAGGAAUUCAAUUCUCUAUUAAUUUUGCUAAUUAGUCCACUUUAAGGUGCCUCGAUACACUUUUCAAAAAUUCAGGUGUUCAACAUUUUCAGAUGUUCAAACUCCGCAUUUUUAGGAUUUAUUCAGCAGAUUUUGGGUUUUUUAUAUAUUUUGAUAUCUCUACUUUCAAAUUAUAUUAGUUUUAGUAACGGAAAUUCUUUCUAUGACAACAUACGUGUACAAAAUUCACUCUAAAAUGACCUACCGGCUUGUAUAGUGGGAAAAGAAGGAUGCAUGGUGACCUCCAAUUUUUUUCGUGCAUUAUUAUACUUGUAAGAAAAACCAGCAAUUAGCAAAAUAUUAAAAAAUUAUGCAAUGACAUUUUUUUAGAAGAUGCGGAAAUGUCGUACUCUUCAGUAAAAUGUUUUUGCCAUUGCAGAAGUUUUUAGCGGGGCAAUAUAGCAUGCAAAAUCCGAACACAAGGCCAUCAGACAAAAUAGAGAGAUACAGCGCAUUGUUUUAGUUUCUAAAAUGGAGAAUUCUAAUGACGUCAGCAAUUGACAUAGAACGCAAUAGAACACGCACAACAAUGACGUGAGAUGGCGCGAGCAACUGCUCACGUCAAGUCAUUUUGAAAGUUAUUUCAUUUUAUAAUUAGUUUCCGCGACCUGUGCGUAAAAAUGGUCACCCGGUUUAGUUCGCGAUUCUUGAGCAGGCUUUUUGUGAUAACUAUAUCGAGCCACCUUAAUAACAAGGUUAAUUUCAAACGAUUUGAAGACACAAGGAUUACUAGGAAAUACAAACCACAUUACCAGAUACUCCUCUAUUAACAUCGUUUAUGUAUUUAGUUUGACACGACGACGAUAUGGAUACGAAGUCGACGGAUUCAUACAAAUUUAAUUCAUUUCAUACGAUCCGGAUGUCCACUACUGUCACGUUUAAUUCGUUUUAUUACAUUAAAUUAAUUUCGACGAUUGUUCCACGGAUGAGACAGGCCCUACUGUACCCCUCAAUGUUAUCAGCUAACCUAAGACAAAACUAGGUGAAUGUGUACUAGCUGUAUAUGAAUUACAGAAUCAUUGCGUAUAACAGUUAUCUUUUGGUUUCAGCUCUCUUGUUUUUGCUGCUGCAGACAACGGAGAUAUUGUUCGGUAUUUCCUUGAUAAAGGCACACAAGAAGUUAUUUACCAUAACAACAGAUCUGCGUUGUAUCUGACUGUUGACUCUAAAUAUGAAGCGAUUUAUUGGAUUGACUAUAUCCUUGCUAAUGAUAGUUAUUCUCUUAUGCAAACGCAUUUCAAUGGUUCAACUUCGCAAGUUAAUUACUACCCUGGUACAACAAGCUCAGUUAAAAUUGCAAUCGGUGAAGACGAUUUCUAUGUUAUGGAUAGUACAAGAGGUCGUAUUGAUAGAUUUGACAGAAGUACCGUCUCUUUGCAACAUACGUUUUAUCUGAGCGACACACCGAUCGAAUUAACGGUUGUUGAAGGUAAGUUAAGGUUGAAUAUUAUUAUUAAAUAAAAUUUCAAUAAUCCGCAAAUUCUCCUGAAACUGAGUAAAUGAUUUCUUCAUUCGUGCAUAUACCAGAGAGCUUACCGGAUGAAACUGCCUGGAAUAUAUAACAAGAACUUCGAAAAUAAGGACGAUUAGCCCACCCCCAAUUACUCAUUUAUUUACCUACUUUUGUAGACUUGGAUGAAUGUUGUGUUGGUGGUUAUUGUCACGACAAUGCAACAUGCACAAACAUGCCAGGAAACUAUUACUGCACAUGUAAGAUGGGCUUUAUGGGGAAUAGCACACACUGUGAAGGUAUACAUGGAUUUGCAAUAUCUUAAUUCAGUGAUAAAGAAUGAUUAAUUAUUAUUUCAUCUCAACGAGAAAGUACAAUAAA
Molecule: messenger RNA, 4631 nt
Organism: Paramuricea clavata
Lineage: Eukaryota; Metazoa; Cnidaria; Anthozoa; Malacalcyonacea; Plexauridae
Source: the annotation of a GenBank genome assembly